AUGUCUGACCGCAAUCCUGCACCGCCGUCACCUCCGCCUCCACAGCACCGUCGUCGCUCGUCCUUUGUUGAUAUGUUCAACCCGCGUACAAGCUCCUCUCCUACUGCGCCGUCCUCGUCCCCUCCCUCCUUGGGCGUUCCGUCCACUCCCACCGUGCCACAACAUCGAAGAGGCACCUCGAUUACUGCUCUCGGCCUGACUACGAACCCCUCCAACCAAACUCCCUUCGGUGCUUUCGGACUGCAACGACGAGCAAGUGUGGCAACGUCGUCCAUGUCAAGCUCUCCAGACUUCAAAAACAGUUUCGGAGAUGAGCCUGCUGUUAUUGAGGAGGAUGACCCCUCCAGCGCCACUUUGCAACCUCCCUCUUCACCAUCUUUUGCCAGACGGGUCAGUUUUGGAGCACAAGCUUUAAGAGAUGUCAGACUAGGAGGGAGCCCUGGUGCUGCUGGCGGUGGUAGGCGCCCCUCCUCCUCCCUUUUCACUCUGAAUGAGAAUUCCGAAAAUGCCACUCCAUCACGUCGAGCUACGUCGGGGACGGCCAAGACUGCAGGAGAAGGCUUCAACUGGUCCGAAGCCAUACGUGACAGAUCCCGACGCUCCCCAUCCUUUUCCUCCGGCAACCCUUUUAGCCAAGGGGCCACUCGCCCUCGCUCCGCAAGCAUCUCCAAUCCUGAGCCGCCAAAGGAAAUCACAAAGCCUGUUGAGCCACCACAUGCCAAAUUAAUGAAGAAGCCAGAUGCCCUUGGUGAAAGAAUGUUACGUGGUGAUUUCAUGAUGGAUUGA
Molecule: messenger RNA, 786 nt
Organism: Fonsecaea erecta
Lineage: Eukaryota; Fungi; Ascomycota; Eurotiomycetes; Chaetothyriales; Herpotrichiellaceae
Exons: 2
Coding region: 1-786 (261 amino acids)
Source: RefSeq, a predicted model, not a curated record